AUGGGCAUCUCAGCUGUGCAGAGAGAUGGGGCCAUCUACGCACUGGGGGGAAUGGGUGCGGACACCUCUCCCCAAGCGCUGGUCCGCGUCUACGAGCCAGCGAAGGACCACUGGCAGAGCCGCCGCGCCUUCGCUGCCUGCGCCAUGGCCGACGGCGUCGUCUUCAGCCUGGGGGGGCUGCAGCAGCCAGGGCCCCACAACUUCUAUUCCCGUCCCCACUUUGUCAACACCGUGGAGAUGUUUGAUCCCACGCAGGGUGCAUGGAGCAAGCCGAGCCGUGCCAUCCGCAUGAGGGAGAAGAGAGCUGACUUUGUGGCCAGCUGCCUGGGAGGAAGAGUGGUGGCCGUGGGUGGCCUCGGGAACCAGUCCUGCCCGUUGGACUCGGUGGAAGGCUUCAGCCUCUCCCGGAAGAAGUGGGAGCCUAAUAAGUUUUCCAUCCGGAGCAGUGCUCCUAGUGACUACUCGAGUUUGAGCGAUUCUCAGCUGCUCUUCGGCUCCCAGUUCUGCCCGGAGAACGUGCAGUCGGCAGCGGCGCCGCUGGAGCUGGGCACGCAACUGGGACAGCACAACUCCCAGGACAGUGAGCCCAGUAUUUUCACCAAAUACCAGACAAAACCACAGUUAUUUGAUGAAGACGCAAAAGAAAAAAGUUCACUUAAUUUUGGUGCAGGAAGAGUGAAAAGUGUCUUGGAAAAUUUUGAAGUGAAUAAGAACAAAAUAAAGGACAAAUAUGAUCGUGGGCACUAUGCUUCUGAUAAGGCAAAAUUUGAUUCUCUAGUGUCUAUUAGUGAAGAGGAGGAUUUUUAUAAUUGUUUUAGUCCAAAUACAACACCCAUGUAUCCCAGCAACUGGCACGUCACCUCUGCCAAGUCCAUGUCCUUCCAGAGCAGAUAG
Tauraco erythrolophus (red-crested turaco) is the source of this 894-nucleotide messenger RNA. NCBI's taxonomy places the organism in Eukaryota, Metazoa, Chordata, Aves, Musophagiformes, Musophagidae. The record is from RefSeq and is a predicted model, not a curated record.